GUCUUGCCGUCCGUCGACUUCGUGGCCCUCUCUGCGAGCAGCCUCCGUCUCGGCCUCUGCCUCGCCAUGGAGCGACCGCGAGGCAGCGAAGCAUCUUGGCCAGCACUGGCAAUUGCUGCAACUGCUGUAAGUGGCACAACGUUGUACUUGCUCAAUCAGGCUGCGAUGGAGUUGGCGACGGGAUCCCUGUGUGGGCCUGCUCGACAACGUCUGAAGAGGUUGGUAUCUUGGCUCCAGAGGAUGGGCCGUGUCUCACGGCGGGAAGCAAUUGAUGCCCUGCCGGUGGCCAGCCGUGAUGCCUUGCUUCAGUUUAUGACUUCUUGGAAGGCCAGUGGUGGUGCCGUCAGGGCACCGAGUGACUUCUCCAAGGCUCGGACUCGGGUCGUGCACCAAAAGACGCUUGUGCAGGCCCGAAGCCCAAUGCGCAGCCGUGGUGGUGUGCGCCGUGUGAGGCAAGGAGCUUUUCAAGCCACCAUCUGCUUCUGUCGGUUGAUGGUCCGGUCUGCUACAACACACUGCCACUUGCGAGCCAACGCUUUUCAUGCAGUGCUUGCACGCCUUUACGAGCUUGCGAUGGGUGCUUGUGGAAACAGCGCCGAGCUCAAUGAGGACCAUAUAGCUUGGGCAACGGAAAUGGCUUUAGCCGAAUCUGGACUCUGCGAAUCCGACCUGAGGCCAAGCUACGCAGCAGUGGUUAGCUCCGGAUGCUUGGCCGGUGUUAUCGAGUCGCCAACGACAUCAUCUCUGACACAGGCCUUGGCCUGGCGUUGGCGGCUUGGGUUGGCGCGUCAGCAUGGCUGGACGGAAUUGCAGAAGGUAUGGGUCGAGGUGCUGCGUGAAGCUCGACCGGGUGGCAGCCGGCCCCUCUCGGCAGAGAAAGCCCGCCUGCGUGUGCGAAGCGCAUGGCAGCGCCAGGCCAGUCGUCGCCAGGCGAUCAGAAUGAAAUCUGAGGUGCGGCUCAGUCGACGGGUUCAACGCUUGGCUGCUUCAAACCUGCACAGGUGUGCAGCUGCAGAUGCUCGCCUGAAGGAGCUGGUGGCCCAGGCUGGCAAACGAUGGGAAGGGAUUCUGAGGAGGGCCGUUGGCGGCAGGGGAAUCGCCAAGAGGAUCCCGAAGAAGUAUCUUUUCGCAGGGACAGAACUUACUGCAAAGGGCUUCUUUGCCAUUGAGGAUGAAAAGAGAUGUGUUGAAAACAUUCGACCAUGUGAAAACGGGAUCAAUGUCAAGCUCGCUGUCGACGUGGAGACGACAGCGGCCCAGCAAAAAAAGAAGUACUACGAGACGGUCUUGGAGGAGCGAAAGGAGCUGAGGCAACAGCUGGACGCCAAAGAAGCUCAGCAUGUAGCUGCAAUCAAGGAGGCAUCGGAUCAUCAACGAGCUCUCUUUGGUGAUGUACAGACAUUGCAGGAGAAGCUACGGCAAAAGAACGAAGCAUCUGAAGAAGACAGAAGGCGCGUAGACGAAGCUGAGCGUCGUGCCGAAGAUGCGCAACGAAGAUAUGAUCAGGAAGCGGCGACAGCUUUAGCACACCGGCAGAGCCUCACGGAUCUCCAGCAGAAUUACGAGUCGGAAAGAAGGCAAAAGGACGACGCACAGAAGAAGGCACAAGAAGCCUGCAGUACCGCAGAAGAGGUGACGCUGCGCAACCAAGCAUUGGAGAAGCGCCUGGUGGACACGGAAGAAUUGCUUCGGAAAGAGAAGGAGAAGAACCGACAAUUAGAGGCGCGGCUGCAGAGCCUGGAACGUACCGUGAAGGCCCUGGAGGAAAAGGCAGAUGCAGCAGCACAGAUGGGGCGUGCAGAGGGUGCAUCCGAAUUGGCGGAGGUAAAGAAGAAGUAUGCGGAGCUUAGCGCAGCCAAAGACAAGGAGCUGCAGGUGGCACUCCUGGAACUGCAAGCUUUGGCACAGGGCCAGGAGCUCCUUCGUGCAGAGCUACGGAAUAGUCUCCGGCCACUCGUGUCACCGCCCUGGCCGAGCCUCUCGCCUCCGCCCCGUCCUCUGCCUCGCAUUCCGACGAUUCCCUGGCACCGUCGAGUGUCCAAGUCGGUCCUUCCUGUGAACAGAGGGGAACUUCCUGCCUAUGGAGACUCGAUGCUUGUUGCACCUUUCCCAACCGCAACAUCUACAUAUAUCUCCGCAGAGCCAAUGGCUGCAAGCGCCUUCGACAGCGGGGAAGGGCAGAGGCUCGACUUUCCUGCAGAACCGGUGGCUCAGAAACGCUUUGUGUAA
Symbiodinium sp. CCMP2456 is the source of this 2229-nucleotide messenger RNA. The record is from the annotation of a GenBank genome assembly. Lineage: Eukaryota; Dinophyceae; Suessiales; Symbiodiniaceae.